This is a messenger RNA of Penicillium arizonense, 4539 nucleotides long. RefSeq lists its product as uncharacterized. NCBI's taxonomy places the organism in Eukaryota, Fungi, Ascomycota, Eurotiomycetes, Eurotiales, Aspergillaceae. The transcript is spliced from 3 exons. The record is from RefSeq and is a predicted model, not a curated record. Gene Ontology annotation, molecular function: protein binding. The coding region runs from base 1 to 4539 and encodes 1512 amino acids.
AUGCAUCGUUUAAGAGGGUUGAAGGACCGGCUUUCCCAAAGGUCGAAGAAGCCUCACAAUGGAAAAUCCCAACUCAGUCAAACCGAGAUGCAUGCCGACCGUCCAUCUGUUGCUCCAGUAUCCGCCUCAACCUCAGCCAGCCAGACUAGCGUAGCUCAGUCCCAAUCCGAAGACUCUCGCUCCCCCAAAGACUUGUGGCAGUCCGCCUUUGAUCAGCUAGAUCAGAACGAACAGGAUGUUUUGCUGCAAAGAAAUAUUUCUACGUCGAGCAACAAAGAUGACGAGAAUCACUUACGAACGACGCGAUUGAUUAAUGAGGUUAUCAAAUUAACGAAGGAGCGAUACGAGGAAUACCAACAAGGAGGCAUCAAGAUAAGGAGAUCGACAGGGGAAGAUAUCGACCUUCGAAAAGUGUCACGGAAAAUCAUCGAUGCUGCGCUCUCGUUCAAGGACAUCAUUAAUGCGGGGGUAGCCUUUGAUCCCACGGGUCAUGCAGCAAGCGCGUGGGCGGUUGUGUCACUUGGAUUAACUAUGGCUAAGAACCACUCUGACUUGCAAGAGGCGAUUUUUGACUCUUCGGAGUACCUAGCAGAUGUCCUUGCCCGAUGUGCGUAUGUUGAAAGGAAUUUCUACCGCAGCAACUCUGGAGAAUGCGUCAUGGUAGAAGUUGCAACUAUCGGGACCUACAAAGCAAUUCUUCAGUACGCAGCAGAAGUACUGGUCGGCCAAAACUAUGGCAGGGGAAGGCGGAUCCUGGGCAGUCUCACCUCAAUUACUAGUCAGCGCCUCAAAGAGCUUCAAACCUCAGUUAAGCAGGAAGAGCAGAAGUUGUACCAAUGGGUUCAGUUAGAUCAGCAUCUACAGCACGGGGAGGAGGCCAAAAGUAUCCUGGCUCAAUUGGAUGAGAUGUCAAAAUCCAUUCAAGCCAUUGCCCAGAGUUUCAGUCUUCCUAUUGCAGAAGGAGCAUUUUGGAACUCAUAUAUGGAUCAACAUGAAACCUUUUGUCUUGAUGAUACCAGAACCGAGCUCCGCAGCCAAAUCUCCGAAUGGGCCGAAUCAUCUGAGAGCAAAUGCAUCUUUUGGUUGAAUGGCAUGGCCGGCACCGGAAAGUCUACUAUCGCCCGAACGAUGGCAAAAUCCUUCAACGGCAAGGGACAACUGGGAGCCAGUUUCUUCUUCAAAAAGGGCGAAGCAGACCGUGGAAAUGCUAGAAGAUUUAUACCAACCAUUGCCAAGCAAUUGAUACUCCAUAAUCGUCAGCUGGCAUCUGGUGUUCUUAGGGCAAUUGAGAACGAUCCAGAUAUUUCCGCGAAAGCUUUCCAGGAGCAAUUCAAGAAACUCCUUCUCCGGCCACUACAAAAUCUGCCACCGAACCAAACCAGCGCGAUGGUGAUUGUGAUCGACGCAUUGGAUGAGUGUGAGAAGGCCGAAGAGAUAACCACCAUCCUUGAACAUUUGCCACAAAUACAGCAAUCUACAGGCAUGAGAUUGAAAAUCUUCCUGACGAGCCGACCGGAAAACCCAGUUCUAUAUGGAUUUCAGAAAAAUAAGGCCCACCAAGAUCUAGUUCUACAUGAGAUCCCCGAGCUAGUGAUUGAACAUGAUAUAGCUUUGUUCCUAAAGGACCGAUUCGCGAAAAUCCGCAAGUCAAGGGAUCUUCCAAAAGACUGGCCUGGAGAUGAAAAGAUUGAAACCCUGGUUACUAUGUCAGUCCCGUUGUUCAUUUCUGCCGCUACAGUGUGCCGAUUCGUUGAGGACGAGAUGUUUCCCCCGACGGUACGCCUUGACGAACUUCUGAAGGACCAAGCCAAAUAUGUAACGAAAAUGGACAAAACCUACUUGCCCAUUCUAUCACGGCUCCUAGAUGACCGAGACGAUGAGGAUGCAGAGAACCUAGUGCAGCAAUUCCGAGAGAUAGUCGGUGCCAUCAUUCUUCUUGCAGUUCCUCUCUCAUCUAAUGCACUCUCGCAUUUGCUUGGAAUCCAAGUAGACACCACGAGCAAUCUUUUGCGUUCGUUCCGGUCGGUUCUUAGUAUACCUGGUCACCAAGAUUUACCAGUUAGGAUUCUGCAUCUAUCAUUUCGCGAAUUUCUCCUGACCACGAAAGCGCGCUUCUAUUUGAAUGAGGAGGAGACGCAUACGAAAAUAGCGUCACAUUGCCUUCUCGUCAUGGACAAGAAACUCAAACACAAUAUCUGCAAUCUACAGAGCUAUGGAGCACAGCGCAUGGAAAUAGACAGCCAGGCCAUCGAGCAAUGUAUUUCGGCGGAGCUCAAAUACUCCUGUCGUUACUGGGUGUAUCAUCUGGAGCGGAGCCAUGUUCAUGUCUCUGAGAUAGAGGUUUUAGCAUUUCUCAAAAAGCAUCUCCUUCACUGGUUGGAAGCAAUGAGUCUAAUGGGGAUUAUAUCAGAGGCUGUCGGGAUUAUAGACAGACUGCAGUUAGGUAUUAAGAGCAACAUGGGCACUGAGCUUUCACGGUUUUUAUACGACGCCAAGCGCUUCAUCCUGAAGAAUAUUCACAUGGCAGACAAUGCGCCACUGCAACUUUAUUGUUCAGCACUGAUAUUUUUACCUAUGGAAAGCAUUGUCAGAAAGGUGUUCGAAGGGGAACGACCCAGGAGGAUACGCAUCCUAUCAGAAGUACAGAGAGCAUGGAGCGCGGAGUUACAGACCCUCGAGGGCCAUUCAAAUUGGGUCCAGUCUGUGGCCUUCUCCCCGGACAGCCAAAUGGUGGCCUCAGGCUCGGCAGAUGGCAGCCUCAAACUCUGGGAUGCCAGGACGGGGACGGACCUACAGACACUCGAUUGCCAUUCAGGCUUGGUCUUUUCUGUGAAUUUUUCCCCGGAUAGUCAAAUGGUGGCCCUAGGCUUAAGUGAUGGCACCGUCAGGCUCUGGGACGCUAAGACGGGCAAAGAACCACAGACGCUCGAGGGCCAUUCAAAUUCGGUCGAGUCUGUGGCCUUCUCCCCUACCAGCCAAAUACUGGCUUCAGGCUCAUAUGAUCGCACUAUCAAGAUCUGGGAUGCUAAGACGGGCAAAGAGCUACAGACCCUCGAAGGCCAUUCAAAUUGGGUCCAGUCUGUGGCCUUCUCCCCGGACGGCCAAAUGGUAGCCUCAGGAUCAGAUGAUAGCACUAUCAAGCUCUGGGAUGCUAAGACGGGCAAAGAGCUACAGACGCUCGAGGGACAUUCAAAUUGGGUCCGCUCUGUGGCCUUCUCCCCGGACAGCCAAAUGGUAGCCUCAGGCUCAGCCGAUCGCACCAUCAAGCUCUGGGAUGCUAAGACGGGCAAAGAGCUACAGACCCUCGAGGGCCACACAGACUGGGUCCGCUCUGUGGCCUUCUCCCCCGACGGCCAAAUGAUAGCCUCAGGAUCAGAUGAUAGCACUAUCAAGCUCUGGGAUGCUAAGACGGGCAAAGAGCUACAGACGCUCGAGGGACAUUCAAAUUGGGUCCGCUCUGUGGCCUUCUCCCCGGACAGCCAAAUGGUGGCUUCAGGCUCAGAAGAUAGCACCAUCAAGCUCUGGGAUGCUAAGACGGUGGAAGAGCUACAGACGCUCGAGGGCCACUUAAAUUCGGUCCAGUCUAUGGCCUUCUCCCUGGACAGCCAAAUGAUGGCCGUAGGCUCGAAUGACGGCAUAGUCAAGCUCUGGGAUGCUAAGACGGGCAAAGAGCUACGUAUCCUCGAGGGCCAUUUAGGUUGGGUCCAGUCUGUGGCCUUCUCCCCGGACAGCCAAAUAGUGGCGUCAGGCUCGAAUGAUGACACCAUCAAGCUCUGGGAUGCUAAGACGGGGAAAGAGCUACAGACGCUUGAGGGACAUUCAGAUUGGGUCCGCUCUGUGGCCUUCUCCCCCGACAGCCAAAUUGUGGCUUCCGGCUCAGAUGAUAGCAUAGUCAAGCUCUGGGAUGCUAAGACGGGGAAAGAGCUACAGACCCUCGAGGGCCAUUCACAUUCGGUCCAGUCUGUGGCCUUCUCCCCGGAAAGCCAAAUGGUGGCUUCAGGCUCAGAUGAUAGCACCAUCAAGCUUUGGGAUGCUAAGACGGGCAAAGAGCUACAGACGCUCGAGGGCCAUUUACAAUGUUCGGUCCGGUCCGUGGCCUUCUCCCCGGACGGCCAAAUUCUAGCUUCAGGCUCGACUGAUAGCAUAGUCAAGCUCUGGGAUGCUAAGACGGGCAAAGAGCUGCGGAUCCUCGAGGGCCAUUUAGGUUGGGUCCAGUCUGUGACCUUCUCCCCGGACGGCCAAAUGGUGGCCUCAGGCUCGAACGAUGGCACCAUCAAGCUCUGGGAUGCCAAGACGGGCAAAGAGCUGCAGAUUCUCGACGACGAUUCGGAAUUGGUCCAUUCUGCGCCUGGUCAAACUCCAUAUAAGCCCAACACUCAAGUUUCCUUAGCAGAUGGUUGGAUGACCUUUGGGGGCCAGAAACUGAUACGGCUCCCCUUAGAGUAUCGUCAAUUCAGCUGCUCAGCUACUAAAGAUGGUACUCUUGCUCUCGGAUACGAUGACGGGAGGGUUUUCAUUGUUGCUUUCCGGACGGAUUAA